Messenger RNA from Laccaria bicolor S238N-H82, 663 nucleotides. RefSeq lists its product as uncharacterized. The coding region runs from base 1 to 663 and encodes 220 amino acids. NCBI's taxonomy places the organism in Eukaryota, Fungi, Basidiomycota, Agaricomycetes, Agaricales, Hydnangiaceae. The transcript is spliced from 2 exons. The record is from RefSeq and is a predicted model, not a curated record.
AUGUACGGCCCCACAGACUUUUCAGUCCAACGCCUCCCUGGAAAUCUCUUCCUUGAGCGCAGUAUAGCAGCAAUUCAGGAAGUCGAAGCAAUUGCAAUGCGUAUCGUCGCAGCCCACACCACCAUUCCCAUCCCCAAAGUCAUCGACCUCCUCGACAAUGAGUAUAUCCUAAUGACUGGAUUGCCGUAUGACACCCUUGGUCCCGCGUUCUAUCGUAUGGACGAGCGACAGGUUGAACAUGAGCGAAAGUCACUUCAGAGGACUUGGAUGAUGCAACAACUACAAAGUAUUCCGCAACAUCCCGGUGCAAACGGCGUCAUUUGCGGUCCUUUGCCAACGAUGCCAUGCUGCGACAUCAACCAAGUAGAAGAAGAUGCUUUUGGACCCUUUCCUGAUCUAGCAUCCUUUCAUGAGUUUCUGCCGGGCCAUGGCCAGCCCAAGGAAUCCACCGAAGAGCGCGAAAAGAUGCUCCACAACGGUCACGAGAUUACUUGGAUCAUCGAUUGGACUUGUGCAGGGUGGUACCCUGCAUACUGGGAGCUCGGAAAAGCUGUGUAUGUGCAUUGGAAUUACCAGGAGUGGAGGGAGACGUGUCGCGCGAUAUGGCCAGGGUAUGAUGAGGAGCUCGAUGUAAAAAUUGGGUUGUGGAUGGACAGAAAUUGA